Scatophagus argus is the source of this 3466-nucleotide messenger RNA. It is a transcript of the gene cherp, whose product is annotated as calcium homeostasis endoplasmic reticulum protein. Lineage: Eukaryota; Metazoa; Chordata; Actinopteri; Scatophagidae. The record is from RefSeq and is a predicted model, not a curated record. The transcript has 20 exons. Gene Ontology annotation, molecular function: RNA binding. Gene Ontology annotation, cellular component: perinuclear region of cytoplasm. Bases 154 to 2910 code for a protein of 918 amino acids. Gene Ontology annotation, biological process: intracellular calcium ion homeostasis; RNA processing.
GGCGCUAUUUCUGCAUAAUACUUCCGGUAGACGUUACACGAGCAGGGCAAAUGUUUUGUGUUAAUUUCAUGUGCAGUUUAGUGAAACAUUAAAGUGGUUACGUGAACUCGGAUCUAUUCGUGUUAAGCGUAUUCGCUGUAAUUGAAGCCAAAUAUGGAUAUCACCAACCCCCCCGAAGAUCAAGAACUGAGGAAUGUCAUUGACAAGCUGGCCCAGUUUGUUGCUCGGAACGGGCCAGAGUUUGAAAAAAUGACAAUGGAGAAACAGAAGGACAACCCGAAGUUCUCCUUUCUCUUUGGGGGAGAAUACUUCAGCUACUACAAGUGCAAGCUUGCUAUGGAGCAGCAGCAACAUCCCUCUACCCACGAUGGGGAGGAGUAUAAAUCUGAAGAAAUGUACAACCCGGGUGCCAAAGACAUGGUUGAUGUUGCUCCCCCAUCAGUGCAGAUGAUUGUUCCGCCUCCGAUUCCUCCUCCUGCUGCACCCGCUGCUAUUGAUGAGCUCAUUCAGCAGAGCCAGUGGAAUCUACAACAGCAGGAGCAGCAUCUACACACACUCAGACAGGAACAAGUAACUGCAGCCAUAGCUCUUGCUAUGGAGCAGCAGACCCAAAAACUGCUAGUGGAAACUCAGUUGGACAUCACAGAAUUUGACAACUUGCUGCAGCCCAUCAUAGACACCUGCACCAAAGAUGCCAUCUCUGCUGGAAAGAACUGGAUGUUCAACAAUGCCAAGACUGCACAGCACUGUGAACUGAUGACAUCACACCUUCGCAACCGUAUCACUGCUGAUGGAGCACAUUUUGAACUCCGCCUGCAUCUUAUCUAUUUAACCAAUGAUGUUCUUCAUCACUGCCAACGGAAGCAGCAGAAGGAUUUGUUGGCAGCGCUACAGAAAGUUGUGGUUCCCAUCUACUGCACCAGCUUCCUGGCUGUAGAAGAGGAGAAGCAGCAGAAGAUCACAAGGUUGCUGCAGCUUUGGGAGAAGAAUGGGUACUUUGAUGAGGAGACCAUUCAGCAGCUACAGAAUCCAGCACUAGGCCUUGGCCAGUACCAAGCAUCUCUGAUAACAGAGUAUGCUGCAGUGGUGCAGCCAAUCCAGCUAGCCUUCCAGCAACAGAUCCAGUCUUUGAAGACUCAACACGAAGAGUUUGUUGCCAGCCUGAAGCAACCGCAGCCUGCACCUGUAACACAACUAGCAACCCCUGCUGAGCCUGAAAAGGCUUUACCCAUGACCACAAAAGCUGGUGAUAGUAAGCCUCCCAUGUCAGGUCCUCCUCCAGGGGAUUUUGAUGGAGCUUCAUCCAGAGCACAGGACCCCAGCAACACCAGCGGCCCCACAGAUAUGCCCUCUAACAAGCCUGCUUGGUAUGACCCCCAGCACAUGGGCCCUUGGAAUCCUAACCAGCCGCCUCCUUUCGAUCCAAACCAGCCUCCCCCUCCUUGUCCUCCCUGGAACAGCCAUGAGGGGAUGUGGAAUGACCAGAGGGACCCAGGUAACUGGAGCGGAGGUCCACCUAGAGAAGGAGGUCCCUGGAGCGGCCCAGGUGGAUCUGACCCAGGCCCUCCAUCUUGGAACUCAUAUGAGCAGCAGCCGCCAUGGGGUAACCAGCCUGACCAGCCCCCGUGGGGCCAGAGGGACCCCCCUUUUCCUCCACGCAUGCAGAGACCUCCUCAUUUCAGAGGACCUUUCCCUCCCCACCAGCAACCGCCUCCUUUCAACCAACCCCCGCCACCACCACACAAUUUUGGCCGCUUCCCCCCUCGCUUUAUGCAGGAUGACUUUCCUCCCAGACACCAUUAUGAUAGGCCGCCGUACACCCCACACCGCUUUGACUACGCUCAGGGAGAUUAUCCUGGAGACAUGCCAGGUCCUCCUCCCCAUCACCAUCCCAAUCAGAGGCUCCCUCCCCCAGUUAUGGCGGCCGAUCAUCCUCCUUGGGGUGGAGGCCAGCACCCGGAUUUUGGCCCACCCCCACACGGCUUCAAUGGCCAUUCACCCCACAUGCGUCAUCGGCAGCAUCCAGUCCAAGAUGAUCCUAGUCUGGUGCCCAACGUACCCUACUUUGACCUUCCAGCUGGUCUCAUGGCUCCGCUAGUCAAACUUGAGGACUGUGAUUAUAAACCUCUGGAUCCUAAAGACAUCCGGCUGCCCCCUCCCAUGCCACCUAGUGAUCGGCUGUUAGCUGCCGUAGAAGCUUUCUACAGCCCUCCAUCCCAUGAUCGGCCUAGAAACAGUGAAGGCUGGGAGCAGAAUGGCCUGUAUGAGUUCUUCAGGGCCAAGAUGAGAGCCAGAAGAAAAAAGGGACAGGAUAAGCGCAACAGUGGUGGUGGAGGCAGUUCGUCCAGGAGUCACUCUCGCAGCAGAGGGAGGUCUUCGUCUCGUUCCAGCUCUCGCUCCUCAAAGUCCUCCCAGUCACGGUCCCGCUCAUCUCGAUCCCGCUCCCACAGCCGCUCUCGCUCCUACUCACGAUCAAGGUCCAGGAGUAGAUCCAGGUCAUCUCGGAGUCGCUCUCGCUCCAGAUCUAGGUCCCGUUCACAUUCGCCUGCCAAGAGACGGCGUGGCCCCAAAUCCCGGAGCUCCUCCCCUCCCUCCACAUCAGUGUUGGGUGCCCCUCCCUCAAAGCUGUCUACAGAUAACAGGCUAGGAGAAGAGAACAAGGGCCAUCAGCUGCUAAUGAAGAUGGGCUGGAGUGGUUCAGGUGGUUUGGGGGCCAAAGAACAGGGCAUCCAAGACCCCAUCAAAGGAGGAGAUGUCAGGGAUAAGUGGGACCAGUAUAAAGGUGUGGGGGUGUCACUUGAUGAUCCUUAUGAGAACUACCGCAGGAACAAGAGCUACAACUUUGUCGCCCGCAUGAAGGCACGAGAGGAAGUUAAUCGGGAACCUCAGGAGGCCCCUUCAACUGACUGAUGUUGUCAAACAAUUUCCUCACCUCCAUCACGGAUUUGAUUUGCACUCUUUUCCAUCCAGGAUUCAGCAGUCUCAAAUUGUUCCUAUUUCUAAAUAAAUAAAGUACCACCACUAACACAGAAGAACUCACCUAGGAUUUUUCAUUCAUCAGACAGUGUGUAGGCAGAUAAUGGACUGUGCCAGAACAUUUUUCAUAGCUGGAAAAAUAAAUAGUAAAUAGUUAAAAAUUGAGAAUGGAAAAAAACGUGACUCAGUAUGAAGGCAGUGCUUUCAUUUCAAAUUAAUUGCACCCUGUUUCAUAUAGACAUUGUAACAGCUGAAUAAGAAAGCAUGCUAUACUAAUUUCAUUUGGGUUUUACACCAUUGUGUUCAUUCUUCACCCUCAUGUUUUAAGUUCAGUAUACCCAAAUUACAAAAAACAAUCCUCAUGUAAUCCAAAUGCUGUAGGUUGUAUUUGUCAGGAGCAAUAUUAUUCUUUGAGAUCUACAGUCUACUUAGUAUGUCAGUAGAAAGCUUUUGUGCUGUUAAAUAUUUGUAAUAAAAACUGCUCACUGUG